Molecule: messenger RNA, 429 nt
Organism: Cooperia oncophora
Lineage: Eukaryota; Metazoa; Nematoda; Chromadorea; Rhabditida; Trichostrongylidae
Source: the annotation of a GenBank genome assembly
AUGGAACGCCUGCUUUACGCUCUCGCUGCUACAGGAGUUACUUUGGCCUGCUCACCAGUGCCAGCACCUCCAGCCACUGGAAAAGGAAACGGCACAGCGCACGUUACGCUAAUCUCUGAUGCUGAAUUCGAUCAGAAUAAAAUUCAGGAGUACAUGGGCUACUGGGAUGACACAAAGAUUGAGGAGUACUCCAGAUCUCUGGGAGAAUUAGAUGAACUGAAAUGGGCAAACGUCACGGGACAUUUCGCAUACAAUUUCACCCUUGGGAACGCUGACUGCGAAAAGGUCAACCUCUGGCUGGAACAAAUCGUGCCUAGUUCGCAACACUAUAUAGCUGCCCUUACGGAGUGUAUCAACUCAACAUCAACGGCACAACCACCAUCAGGAAGAGAAACCGAAGAAGAAACAGGAAAAACGGCGACAAAGUAA